Molecule: messenger RNA, 1256 nt
Organism: Neurospora crassa OR74A
Lineage: Eukaryota; Fungi; Ascomycota; Sordariomycetes; Sordariales; Sordariaceae
Product: Nop10 family nucleolar RNA-binding protein
Exons: 2
Coding region: 64-267 (67 amino acids)
Biological process (GO): rRNA pseudouridine synthesis; ribosome biogenesis; snRNA pseudouridine synthesis
Cellular component (GO): box H/ACA telomerase RNP complex; box H/ACA snoRNP complex
Molecular function (GO): box H/ACA snoRNA binding; telomerase RNA binding
Source: RefSeq, a predicted model, not a curated record
UACCAAAUCACCCUACACACAUUCAAGCCCGUCAGCUCAGACAAAACCGCCAAAAUGCAUUUGAUGUACGUCCCCGCCAAGAACGCCGACGGCAAGCCGCUCGCGCGCCAGUACACCCUCAAGAAGGUCCUCGACGGCCAGGUCACCAAGAGCGCCCACCCCGCUCGCUUCUCUCCCGACGACAAGUGGUCUCGUCACCGCAUCACUCUCCGCCGCCGUUUUGCGGUCCUUCUCGCCCAGAAGGCUCUCAACAAGACCACCGAGUAGAGUGACCGUGGCCAGCGGGACCCAUUGACCGAAAUCAAGACCAGGUUCCAUGUCAAUGCUGCCACCCGUCUUUUGUUCGCGUCCGGCGCGAGACUCGUCGGUCCAGACGAUGCCAACACCCACAAGAACCUUGUUAAGAUGAUGGAAGACGAAAAAGACAACUUCAGGACAAAAGCCGACAACCACAAGUUCAACGCCAAGGCCGCCGUCUUCUCCUUCAUGUUAGACCAACACAUGCUCAAGCAGGAGGAUAGUUUCGACAAGAAGAUCAAGGCCAUGCUCGAGGCCAACCACCCGGACGAGUACUACCUGGAUCAGUACUGCCAGAUGGUCAAGAACAUGGAGAACUAAGCCGAGUUCAACAAGAAGGACGGCAACGCUUGCGGUAGCUACAUGAAGUAGUUGACCAACAACCUCUCUUCUUGUCCGCCUACCUGCUGUGCUCGACCAGUUUGUUCUUGCUUCCACAACCACGACCUCGUUUUUGGCUGCUGCUCUCCUGCAGCGUUAGCAUUUGAUUGUCCCGUUGGAUCUUCAAUCGAACCGAUCGUUGGCAGACGGUUUUCUUCCCUACUUGCAACAAUUUGGAAGUGGAAAUUGGCAAUCCACGACGACCGGGGGGGCUCGCUUUGGUUUCAGAUAAUGACACACAAGACAAUGAUGGCACCGACAGCAGCAGCGGCGGCGGGAUGGCACCCGGCUGACUGAACUGGCUUGUUCGGAUUCUCUGGAUCCCGGAGAAACACCUUUCUGAUGCUUGGGUUAUAUUGCAUGUUUUUUCCUUUUUUUUUUUCUUUCUUUCGGAUUUUCAAAAACAGGAAAAGACAAGUUGGGCAGAGCUUGUCUUCUUCCUCCUCUGUGUGGCGUUUAUCGGAUACGGGAUCUCUCCUUCAGUCUAGUCAUUUGGCUAACUGGGAUUUGGUUGGCGUCUUUUUGCUUGCUUCUGAGCAUAUAGUGUGGGAAAAACAAUACCAAUGACUUUCUCGAUG